Galeopterus variegatus (Sunda flying lemur) is the source of this 2591-nucleotide messenger RNA. RefSeq names its product WEE1 homolog 2 (S. pombe) (gene WEE2). The record is from RefSeq and is a predicted model, not a curated record. Gene Ontology annotation, molecular function: non-membrane spanning protein tyrosine kinase activity; ATP binding; magnesium ion binding. Gene Ontology annotation, biological process: regulation of meiosis I; mitotic cell cycle; protein phosphorylation. Bases 26 to 1666 code for a protein of 546 amino acids. Lineage: Eukaryota; Metazoa; Chordata; Mammalia; Dermoptera; Cynocephalidae. The transcript has 11 exons. Gene Ontology annotation, cellular component: nucleus.
UGUGUUGUAAAGAUCUUUGGCUGAGAUGGAUGACAAAGAUAUUAACAAAGAACUGAGGCAGAAAUUAAGCUUUUUCCACUGCGAAGAACAGACUGAGGAUGAAGAGCGGAAGAAAGCACAGGAGGGUGGGGAAGCCCAGAGCCAAACCCCAGAGAAGUGUGAAGCUCAGGAUUCAGAGGCAAAGUUUACACUGUCCAGGACUCCCCUUGGUAACAUACGUGAACUCGACACAUCUCAGGAAGAAGACAAAGGAAGUCCAGAUCAGAUUUUGAGGACUCCAGUGUCAGAUCCUCUCAAACGCCCUGAGACACCAGAACAACCAGGCAGCAGCAGCGAGCAGGUGCACGGUGACGGCCCCUGUACUCCCAAAAGCUGGCCAAGCCAACUGGUGACUUCUUCAACAGGGAAGAUCCCCUCCCGAGGAUCUAAGCAUUUGAGGCUCACACCUGUUUCCCUCAUGAGUGAGACCUCAUCAACUCUGGUCAAUAUUAAUCCCUUUACCCCAGAGUCCUAUAGAAAAUUACUCUUUCAAUCCAGUGGCAAGAGGAAAACCCGGGGAGAUCUUGAGGAAGCUGGUCCAGAGGAAGGCAAGGUGGGACAGGGUCUGCCUGCCAAGAGAUGUGUUCUCCGAGAAACCAACAUGGCUUCCCGCUAUAAAAAAGAAUUCUUGGAAUUAGAAAAAAUUGGGGUUGGGGAAUUUGGUACAGUCUACAAGUGCAUUAAGAGGCUGGAUGGAUGUGUUUAUGCAAUAAAGCGCUCUACAAAACCUUUUGCAGCAUUAUCAAAUGAAAAUGUGGCUUUGCAUGAAGUUUAUGCUCAUGCAGUGCUUGGGCAUCACCCCCACGUGGUACGUUACUACUCUGCAUGGGCAGAAGAUGACUACAUGAUCAUUCAGAAUGAAUACUGCAAUGGUGGGAGCUUGCAAGCUGCUAUCUCUGAAAACAUUAAGUCUGGUAAUCAUUUCCAGGAGCCAAAACUCAAGGACAUCCUUCUACAGAUUUCUCUUGGACUCAAGUACAUCCACAACUCAGGCAUGGUGCACCUGGACAUCAAACCUAGUAACAUCUUCAUUUGUUACAAGAUACAAAGUGAUUCUCCUGGAGUCCCAGAAGAGGUUGAAAAUGAAGCUGACUGGUUUCUCUCUGCCAAUGUGAUGUAUAAAAUUGGUGACUUGGGCCAUGUGACAUCAAUAACUAAACCUAAAGUGGAAGAAGGAGAUAUUCGCUUCCUGGCUAAUGAAAUUUUGCAAGAGGAUUACCAGCACCUUCCCAAAGCAGACAUAUUUGCCUUGGGAUUAACGAUUGCAGUGGCUGCAGGAGCAGAGUCGUUACCCGCCAAUGGUGCUGCGUGGCAUCACAUCCGUGAGGGGAAAGUUGUACUACUCCCAAUACUAUGGGGGCCUAAUGACUGCCAUCAUUCAGUACCAGCUACAGGCACCCAUCACAGAGACAGGGCAGAUGGCAUUUUGAAAUCGUCUAGACCAGCGGUUGGCAACCUUGUUAUGGAACUGAGAAAAGCCCAGCAGGCCCAGUCCCCACAGGAAGACACCCAGGAUGGUGACUCUGGGGUCUCUGGGGCCCACAUGGGAUCGAGAAGCACAAAAUGCCUGGUGGGAAGAAAGAGUGUGAAGUCUUCAAGCUUUACCUGUGGGAAAUUUUCCCCAUAAGAAAUCAUUGCACACCAUUUAGCCUUUUACCGUAUGGCCCCUAGAAAUAAAUAUUAACCGUCCCAGCCUUUCUUUCAUAAAAUGAAAACAUUAACCUACUUGAAUGCCCAAAUAUUUCAAAAGCCACUCCUAAUUUAGCAUUUACAGCCAAGAUCCAAAAGCUGCUAAGGCGUCCUAUUAGUGAUGGUGCUAGGUACAGUAGUUGGCAGCCAUUUCUCUUCUCCAUUGUUUUCCUAAUGCCACCUAUCAACAACUUAUUUACUUAUAUUUUUUGGUGAAUAAUGGGAAAGCAUGGGCCUCUGAGUUGAAAGAAGAAAAGAAAGUGGCCCUUGGUUCGGCCUGAAGACCAGGAGGUUGCUUUUGCUGACUCCCCACCAAGGAUCCCCAGGACUCUCACUGUACAUAGAAAGGAAUAAACUUUGGUUUUGAGGUGAAGUAACAUCUUAUAAGAAAAUGUGCCUGAAUUUCAACAGUGCUUGCCAGGUUAUAUGAUGCUAUUUCUAAAAAUUCCCAGGUCUUUUGAGCAACUGUUUUUCCUAUUUUAUUUUCUAGAUGGUGGUAAUCCCUUUCUCCGAUAGUGUAUUUAUUAAGUAGAUGGCUUCACCAUUAUGUGAGGUGGGUAGAAAUAACACUAUAUAUAACCUGGACAUUUCUGGGAUGGUUAUUAACUUGUGGCAUAAAAACACCGGAGGUAGAGGGUUCCAGGAAAAUUUGAUGUGGCCGUUCUCUCUGUCUAUUUGCCCUGACCCUCUUGUGGCUGUUGUGAUUGGUUUGAUAUAAGGAUAUCAUCAAUUUCUGGAUUUUAUCAGAAUAUGGCUUUGUCUCCUAUUAUUUUAUCAUAUUUUAUCCAACACCUUUUUCUGUAUAUAUUUUUAAAGGAAUAGAAUGUUUGUAAAUAAAGGUUUUUAUCUUGUCCAAAGCCAAA